This is a messenger RNA of Medioppia subpectinata, 264 nucleotides long. Lineage: Eukaryota; Metazoa; Arthropoda; Arachnida; Sarcoptiformes; Oppiidae. The record is from the annotation of a GenBank genome assembly.
AUGAUACGCGAUUUGCCCCCAAAUUGUCUGCUCGAGCCCUCCCUCGGCGCUCAUCAUUACAUUCAACUUAAAGAUAUAAAACUUCAUUACGUAUCGAAAGGCAACGAAAACAAUCAGACAAUGCUUUUCAUACACAGAUUCCCUGAGUUCUGGUACUCGUGGAGACAUCAGAUCCAAGAGUUCGCCAAAGACUAUCACGUGAUAGCAGUGGACACCCGAGGGUACGGCGAUUCUGGCCAACCGACCGGAUUUCUUAACUACAAA